AUGACACAGACCAACGGUACCGCCAGCAGUAGCGCUGCUGCUGUGGCUUCAUUACGGAAGAGCUAUCUGCACGGUAUCUCUGAUACACCGCUGCUGUUUGAUACAGUUGGUGAUCGUCUACGACUUGCAGCCACUGUUGUACCUGAUCGAGAGUAUGCUAUAUUCAAGAAGAGUGGUAUUCGUAAAACCUAUCGUCAGUUGUUGUACGAUUGUGAAAAAUUGGCAGCUGGUUUGUUGCAUCUGGGUUUAACACGAGGAGACAGAAUUGGUAUGUGGAGCCCAAAUAUUUAUGAGUGGUUAGUUUGCCAGUUCGGAACUGCAAUGGCCGGGAUGAUCAUGGUGAACAUUAAUCCGAUGUACCAGUCAGAAGAAUUAAAAUUUGCGUUACAAAAAGUCGGGAUAAAAGCACUGAUUGCUCCGCCAAGUUUUAAAAGAUCCAAUUAUUAUGCUUCAAUUUGUACUGUUAUGCCAGAAUUAACAACCAAACCAGAAGGACGUGGUGAUAUCAGUUCAAAAAAUUUUCCAAAUUUUCGACAUUUAAUUUUGGUUGAUACAGAAGAUCCGACACCACGACGAGGCGCUUGGGUAUACUCAGAGGUUGUAAAUAUGGCAAGUAAAGAAGAUUUCAUGAAUUUACACCAAAUAUCCAGAUCAGUACAGCCAGAUGAUCCAGUAAAUAUACAGUAUACAAGUGGCACAACUGGACAACCAAAAGGUGCCACAUUGACACAUCAUAAUGUUGUGAACAACGCUUAUUUUGUUGGAAAACGAGCCGGAUAUGGUGAACGGCGAUCGGUUAUAUGUGUUCCAAACCCUUUAUACCAUUGUUUUGGAUGCGUCAUGGGAACGCUGUGUGCUUGUAUACAUUUUCAAACUUGUGUAUUUCCAGCACCAUCGUUUGAACCACUUGCUGCAUUGCAAGCAAUUCAUGAAGAAAAAUGUACAGCAGUAUACGGUACACCAACAAUGUUCAUUGAUAUGUUAAACCAUCCUCAGUAUAAUCAGUAUAACUACAGUUCAAUUACAUCAGGAAUCGUAGCAGGUUCACCAUGUCCUAUUGCUUUAUGCAGACGUCUGGUUACUGAACUUGGAAUGCAAGGUUUACAGGUAUGUUAUGGAACAACGGAAACUAGUCCAGUGUCAUUUAUGUCCAAGUGUUCUGAUCCUCCAGAGCAGCGUAUCAAAACCGUUGGGCAUAUAAUGGACCAUCUUGAAGCUGCAGUGGUUUCUGCAGACGGUACUAUUCUACCACUUAACGAAAAAGGUGAAGUAUUAGUAAGGGGUUAUUCGGUGAUGCGUGGUUACUGGGAUGCAGAUGAGCAAACCUGUGCAGAAAUUACUCCAGAUCGUUGGUAUCAUACAGGGGAUCUUGGUGUUGCGCAUGAAGACGGCUCUUUGAGUAUCGUUGGGAGAAAAAAGGAUAUGAUUGUUCGAGGUGGAGAAAAUAUUUAUCCUACUGAAAUUGAGCAAUAUCUUUUUAGGCAUCCACACAUUAAGAAUGUACAAAUUGUUGGAGUGCCUGACGAACGUUUUGGAGAGGUAGUUUGCGCUUGGAUAACACUAAAAGAAGGAUCUCCAAAAGUUACAGAAGACGAUAUACGCGACUUCUGUAAAAGCAAGAUUGCUCAUUUCAAAGUUCCUCGAUAUGUUAUGUUUAAAAAGGAAACCGAUUUUCCGAUGACAUUGUCGGGUAAAGUCAGAAAAUAUCGGAUACGUGAAUUGGCGACUGUUGAACUUGGACUCCAGAAUGUCGAAUCGCAUUUUAACGCUGUUUAA
Molecule: messenger RNA, 1776 nt
Organism: Enterobius vermicularis (human pinworm)
Lineage: Eukaryota; Metazoa; Nematoda; Chromadorea; Rhabditida; Oxyuridae
Source: the annotation of a GenBank genome assembly